Messenger RNA from Penicillium robsamsonii, 381 nucleotides. RefSeq lists its product as uncharacterized. The transcript has 2 exons. The record is from RefSeq and is a predicted model, not a curated record. The annotation marks the transcript as partial. NCBI's taxonomy places the organism in Eukaryota, Fungi, Ascomycota, Eurotiomycetes, Eurotiales, Aspergillaceae.
AUGGGUUCUGUGGCGUCUGUGCUCUAUCGACCUCGUGUCACCGCGGAGGGCGUGAUCGAUGCAGUAAACAUGCCGUCCGUUGCUCAGUUUGAAGAUGAAGACAAGGAAGUAAGGCUUAUCGCUGAGCCAUUUCCACAGGGUCAUGUCUACUAUGUUCAAACGAAGACACUCGACCGGCCGAUUCAUUAUGUCAGUCGUGUGCGCCUCAUCGUCCUCGGACCCGGGCAGGAAACCAUAUUUCUCGGGAUCCGCCCUCGGCCUAUCAUCAACCACAAGUAUUUUCCGUCCGUGCUCCCUCCAAGACUCCUCGGGAAGAUCACCAUGCCUGACGAUGUACCAAUGCCAGCAACUGAGUCGCUGGCGAUCUGGCUGGAGUAUACC